AUGACCUUGAGUGGAAACCACAGUGAGUUUGCCAUGGAGAAAGUAGCCAUGAUGAAGAGAAAGAACAUGAGUUGUAACAAAGAUGAGAUGGCCAUAUAUGAGGUCACCAGAGGAUAUGAGAUCAUGAAACUGCUUCAGUUCAUGUUCUUGUUCGGUGGUGAACCGCAGGGAGAGCCUCCUGAGGUCCUUUUUGAGAAGGGACUGCAAGCUUUAGAAAUGAGUCUGUCCAUCCUCAAGUACCCCAAUGAUUUUAAUCAUGAUCACGAGGCAAGCUCAUCAGGUUGCAGUUUCAGUGAUCAAGGGAGUACUGUGGUUUCAGAUGAGAUUAAGAGUACUCUACCAGCUGCAACUGGAUCUUGUAAUAAAGAAUUGAAGAGUAUGAAUUCAUGUACUAAUGUCACUUAUUCUCCACAUGAUGAUGGUUACCAAUGGAGGAAGUAUGGCCAGAAGAACAUCCAGAAAACCAAACUCUCAAGAAGCUAUUAUAGAUGCACUUACAAAGAUCAAGGAUGUCAAGCAACCAAGCAGGUUGAAGAGAAGGUCUGCAAUAUUGACCAACCUCUGUUCCUGGCCACUUACACUGGGCAUCAUACAUGCAAACCCAUGACUAAUCCCAUAAUAAAUCCACAAGUUCCCCUUCUCCCCAUUGAAGCAAACUUGCUUAGCUUUGAAUCAAAUUCCAAUAUGAUCUUCAAAAAGGAAUGGCCAAUGCUGUCAUCCCUUUACUCAGCACAUCAGCAAGCCAAUCACCAUGAAGAAGUUCAUAAGAUGCAAACCCCAGCCAGCUCUUCUUCAACAUUGAACUACCAACAUGUGUCUGCACCUUAUCAGAUAUCAUUUAUGGGAUCAGAACCAACUGAUGAUAACCAUGAUGGAAAUUAUAAGAACUCUCUAGUAUCCAUUGAUCAUCAAAGAACAGUGGAGUCAAUGGUAAAUAAUGAAGAGUUUUGGGAGCCUAAUCCUGGGACUGACAUUGAGGAUAUAUUUUCCUAUUCAUGUCUCUCUCCACCUUGGCAUGGAAUGAACAUGGACUACUCCAUGAUGGAUCCAUCAGCAACUGAUGAUGAUUUGGCUUUCCACGUUUCUAAGUGCAUCAAUGGAGUUUUUAAUGACCUUAAUUAA
Molecule: messenger RNA, 1122 nt
Organism: Dioscorea cayenensis subsp. rotundata (Guinea yam)
Lineage: Eukaryota; Viridiplantae; Streptophyta; Magnoliopsida; Dioscoreales; Dioscoreaceae
Product: probable WRKY transcription factor 30
Exons: 3
Coding region: 1-1122 (373 amino acids)
Biological process (GO): regulation of DNA-templated transcription
Molecular function (GO): DNA-binding transcription factor activity; sequence-specific DNA binding
Source: RefSeq, a predicted model, not a curated record